AUGAGGAUUGGGACAUAUCUGAUGGAGCACUAUAGGUUCACCGGAAACACCACAUUCCUCCAGGAGACUGCUUGGCCAAAUCUGCAGAGCGCAACUGCGUUCUACUACUGCUAUACCUUCAUGUGGAAUGGAUACUACACAACGGGCCCGUCGUUGUCUCCUGAGAAUCAGUUCAUUGUCCUAAAGAAUGAACCUACGGCAGACCAUGUAGAAGGAAUCGAUAUUUCUCCAACUAUGGACAAUUCACUCCUCUACCAGCUAUUCAAUGAUGUUAUCGAGGCUUGUCACAUCCUUGGGCUGACCUCAAGCGAUUGUACUAACGCCCAGACAUAUCUGGCCAAAAUCAAACCGCCUGAGACUGGCUCUUACGGGAAGGUUGCUCAUAUUUUUUAUGUGAAAGAAUUAGAAAUCGGAGUUCAGAUUUUCAGGUUUUGA
Penicillium daleae is the source of this 435-nucleotide messenger RNA. RefSeq lists its product as uncharacterized. Lineage: Eukaryota; Fungi; Ascomycota; Eurotiomycetes; Eurotiales; Aspergillaceae. Gene Ontology annotation, molecular function: alpha-L-fucosidase activity. Gene Ontology annotation, biological process: carbohydrate metabolic process. The transcript has a single exon. The record is from RefSeq and is a predicted model, not a curated record. The coding region runs from base 1 to 435 and encodes 144 amino acids.